GGUGACAGUCAGCUUCAGAGCAAGCGCGACCGCUACAUCUUCAAUUUAGGGGAUAAAACUAACCUUCUUCUUCCUUUUACACAACGGGAGCUGCACUUAUUUAGGUCUUUAAUGGCAGCUUAACCAGCCUGCUGUGUGAGGGGAAGGAUAAUGCAGAUAAACAGUUUGUUUAUCAGGUGUAACCGUCUCUGGUGAAGACAACCGGCUACAACUUCUUUGAUUCAUCCCUGAGAUCAAGAACUACAAACUGGGCUGAAAUGGAUGAACAAAGUGUUGAGAGUAUCGCCGAAGUGUUUCGCUGCUUCAUCUGCAUGGAGAAACUGAGGGACGCUCGUCUCUGCCCUCACUGCUCCAAGCUCUGCUGCUUCAGCUGCAUACGACGGUGGCUGACGGAGCAGAGAGCUCAGUGUCCACACUGCCGGGCUCCGCUCCAGCUGAGGGAGCUGGUCAACUGUCGCUGGGCGGAGGAGGUCACCCAGCAGCUGGACACCCUGCAGCUCUGCAGCCUCACCAAGCACGAGGACAACGACAAGGACAAAUGUGAGAACCACCAUGAGAAGCUGAGUGUUUUCUGUUGGACCUGUAAGAAAUGCAUCUGUCACCAGUGUGCUCUGUGGGGAGGCAUGCACGGCGGCCACACCUUCAAGCCUCUGGUGGAGAUCUACGAGCAGCAUGUGACCAAAGUGAAGGAGGAGGUCGCCAAGCUCCGCCGCCGCCUCAUGGAGCUCAUCAGUCUGGUGCAGGAAGUGGAGAGGAACGUGGAGGCUGUCAGGGGAGCGAAGGACGAGCGGGUCAGAGAGAUCCGAAACGCCGUGGAGAUGAUGAUCGCUCGUCUGGACAACCAGCUGAAGAACAAACUCAUCACCCUCAUGGGCCAGAAGACGUCCUUGACCCAGGAGACGGAGCUGCUGGAGUCUCUCCUGCAGGAGGUGGAGCACCAGCUUCACUCCUGCAGUAAGAGUGAGCUGAUCUCCAAGAGUCCAGAGAUCCUCCUCAUGUUCCAGCAGGUCCAUCGUAAACCCAUGCAGUCCUUCGUCACCACGCCGGUCCCUCCGGACUUCACCAGUGAGCUGGUUCCUGCCUACGACUCCAGCACUUUUGUUCUGGUCAACUUCAGCACCCUGAGGCAGCGGGCUGACCCGGUCUACAGCCCUCCUCUACAGAUAUCUGGGCUCUGCUGGAGGCUCAAAGUCUAUCCUGAUGGUAACGGUGUGGUCCGUGGAAACUACCUGUCCGUGUUCUUGGAACUGUCUGCUGGACUCCCUGAAACGUCAAAGUACGAGUACCGUGUCGAGAUGGUCCAUCAGGCCUCCAGUGACCCGACCAAGAACAUCAUUCGGGAGUUUGCCUCCGACUUCGAGGUCGGUGAAUGCUGGGGCUACAACCGCUUCUUCAGACUGGACCUUCUGGCCAGUGAGGGCUACCUGAACAUGCAGACGGACACUCUGGUCCUCCGCUACCAGGUUCGCUCUCCCACCUUCUUCCAGAAGUGCAGAGAUCAAUACUGGUACAUCAGCCAGCUGGAGUCGGCCCAGAGCGGCUACAUCCAGCAGAUCAACAACCUCAAAGAGAGGUUGGCCAUCGAGCUGUUUCGCCGUCAGACGUCUCGGAGCUCCUCUCCCCCCGACAUGAGGCUCUCUGCUGGAACCACCGCCUCCGAGAGAGACCCCCGCUCUGUGAAGAGCAACGACGACAUCCAGACCGCUUUGGCCAACGCUAAAAAAGGCCAAGAAGAAGAAGAGAGGACGCAGCAAGAUGACUCUAAUGAGCUGUCUGACGGAGACUUGGAGGUGGACUGUCUGACGGAGGAGGAGGUGAACCCGCUGGAUGGCAGCAGCACCUCGGGGAGCUCCACGGCGACCAGCAACACGGAGGAGAACGACAUCGACGAGGAGACCAUGUCUGGAGAGAAUGAUGUGGACUUCAUUGGGAACCUGGAGACAGAAGAAGGAGAGCUGCCCGAUGACUUGGCUGGAGCAGCAGGAGGAUCCAGCUCCACCCUGCGUUCGUUGCAUCGCAGUGCUGCUGCCGCCGCUCGUGGCAGCGGGGCGGCGGCGUGCGGCGCCGUUGGUCCGGGAAGCGGAACCAGCAGCCUCCUGGAGAUCGACCCGGUCAUCCUCAUCCAGCUGCUGGACCUGAAGGAGCGCCGCAGCGUGGAGUCUCUGUGGGGCCUCCAGCCUCGGCCUCCUGUGUCUCUGCUGCACAGCCAAGCUCAUCCUCACUCCAGGAAGGAUCGAGAGCGGCGGCCUCAGGCGGUGCGGCGCUCGGCUCCGGACUCGGGGGUCCUGAUCCGCCUCAAGGCUCAGAUGGCCGAGGUCCGCAGCAAGAUGUCCGACGCCAAGAGUCAAGUGCUGGAGGCUCGGGGGGCCGGAGAGCCGAGGCCCGGCCCGUCGGGGGGGUUCUGUGUGGAGGAGGUCCCCUCCCAACACGAUGACUCAGAGAUGUCGGCCUGUCGUAAGCCGGGUGAGCUGGACCUGCUGGGGAGAGCAGCUGCUGCUCGGUCCAGACCCUGUCGCCCUGCAGCCAGGAAAUCUCUGUCUCCCGUCCUGGACAGCAGCAGCUCUCUGGUGAUGAAGAGGAGGAGUCCAGAGGAGAUGGAGAAGGACCUGAGAGGAGCAGACGUGUCCUCAGAGCUCAGCCUGCAUCUCAAAGACGGGCUGGGAGCUGCAGAGGGAGUGCUGAAGUCGGACGGCUCCCAGGGGCCCCUCGUGUCUCUGGGUGGCUCCUCAUCAGAGCAGCAGGCCUCCACCUCCACCUCCAAGCAGCAGCAGCAGCAGCAGCAGUACUCGGUGGAGCAGCAGCUGUUCGGGGCCUCGGGACCCCGGGACGACAUUUUCACCCUGGGGGGGCCGAGCUACAUGACCGGCGGCAAGAGCUGUGGCAGCAGGACCCUCGGGGCGGCCAUGUUGGAGUGUGAGUCUGAGAGCUCGGUGAACUCCCAUCAUUCCCUCCUGGACGGACCCCCUGCUGUGUCGCUGUCACAUGAAGGUCUGCUAUCCGUCGACGUCUGUCCUGGUGGAAGCAACAAGCAGCGACAGCGACACCGAGGACGAAGCUCUGCAGAGCAACAACUCUCGCUACGACAACCAGACUCCUCCCUGCACAGGAGAGCAGAUUCUGUCUGAUGACAUGAGUCUUCAUGCUGACAGGUGAUUCCAUGUGAGAAAAAACAAAAACACACUGCUGCCCGGAGACGACACACACACACACACACACACACACACACACACACACACACACACACACACACACACACACACACACACUUAUGUUACAAAAAUCUGUAGAGUAGAAACUGUUUAUGAUGCAUGAAGUCAGAAUUGAAGGCGAUGCAACGACUCAACCUGCUUUUCUUGUUCUCCUUAACAUUUUUCAGAAUUUCAUGACAGAAGAGAUAAUGAAGGCCAGUAAUUCAGGUGUGAAUAUAUACAAGUGUGAAUAUAGUGAAACUGGCCUUUUAAGAGGACCAACGUUGAAAUAUUUUCUCCUCCCUUCUUGACGUUGCAUUAUUUUUAUAAUAAGGGAUGAACGUUACUGUCAGUCCUUUCAUGGCCAGUUAAGUAAAAAAAAAAAAAAAAUAGCUGUAAAAACUGGAUCUCUUCAACUCUUAUUCUGCAAACAUAAACCACUACAUUUCACCUUUAAUCAGCACUAAUCUGCACACGUUCUCAGCAUAAGUAUGCUUUUGUAAAUGAAGUAAGUCUACAGCAUAUUGGUAAGAGUCUUGAGAUAAACUGUAUAAACUCUGAGUGUUUUAUGACGGCUUGCUCUUAAUGUUUAGUUCAGACAGUCUGGGCUCCACACCUCCUCCACAUCCUCCACUUCCUCGUCUCUGCAACAAUCAGCGUCUUCUUUUUCUCUCUUCAAACAUUCAGUUUAAGUGACACUGCAGCUUUUUUUUUUACUUCCUACCUUGUUUAACAGCUUGUUCUUGGUAAUUUAUGUAAAUGCCUUCUCUCUUAAUAACAGCUCGUCUUGUUUUUCUGUGACAUUUGAAAGGGUUAAACGAUCACUGAUUCACGCGUCUUAUGAAACUCCUGAAGUCUGUGGGUUUAAACUUCAGAUGUGUCUCUGUUACAAUCGGGUGUUUAUUUUAAGCUUUGACAUCUGCUCGGACUUCACUGACCCAAAUGUGACAAACUGAUAGCUUCCACCCGUAAAGGGCUGCAUCACAGUUUGACAUUUUCUGGGAAAUCUCACUGUCUGUGGCAGAGUUAGACGAGAAGAUCAAAACCUCUCUGAUUGUUUGUUCAGUAAAUAUGAAGCUGCUUAGCUUAGCUUAGCAUAAAGACGGGGAUGCAGCUAGCUGGGCCCAAAAAAUCCACAUCUGCUCCUUUUCUCAGUGUGUUGACACGGAGGUUUAGACUGUGAUUCAAACUGUACCCCCUCUUAAAGGGACAGUUCACCCCAAAAUCAAAAAACACAAAGUUUUCCUCUUACUUUUUUAAAAUCUAGAUUGUUUCUGAUUCCAGAAAUCAUGACCUGGUUAUUCAAGAUAAUCAGACCUUUCACGCAGAAACUUUUGGUUCUUACAUUUGAAAAACUCAACAACAAUAUAACUUUCCAUAAAAUCAAAAAAUAGACAUUCCCAUUGAGUUUUUCAAAUAUAUUUUUGUUGCAUUAUAUUGGCGAGAAGGCAGACAUCUCUACAAAACUAGACAACUCACACCAAAACAAUGUAGACUGAUAAAUAACACAACAGCUAAGAGGAACAAUAUGUGUUUAUGAUUUGGGGGUGAACUGUCACUUUAAGGUGGAAACGUUGCCAUAAGUUGCACCUCAGUCAAUGACGUCAACUCAAAUAAUCGCAAUAGAUCUUUUUUCACAGCAGACAUUUUGAGGAAAAAGCUCAAGUGUUACUAGAAACAUUAAUGAAGUCUUUGUGGUAUUAAAGUCUCCCAGUACGCCGUCACAUUGAGCCAGUAUGAACCAGUAUGAUCAAAGCCAGCAAGCUGAAACCGAAGCAGAUAAAUGGAACUAAUCUUUUAUUAAUGUCAUUAUUUUCACCAGUUCUUUUUCUACUGUGAGCUGUCGAAAUGUCUGCUGUGGAAAAUGACUGAUACCUGCUUUUGUGCUGCAAAAACAUCAUUUUAAAGGGCCGGUUCACCCAAAAUACUUCCAUUUAAAAAAAAAAAAAAAAAAAAAAAAAAUCCAUAGCAACAACAUCUUUGUCUUUCAAGAAAUAGUUUCCCUUUAAUCUGUCUUUUCAAUGAAAAGUACUCAGAAAAAACAGCAGCAUUGUUUCUGGAAAGAGAGUUUCUGAUGGUUUUUUAAAGUGUUGUUGAGGAGGCAGAAGAUUCAGAGACAGAUGUGCAGAAUUGAACUGUUUACUGUGAAGGAGUGUUAUGACCAUUGUUGGUAGAAAAACCAAACAAAGAUUACAGGCCUGUGAAGGGGUAACAUUUGUUUUUAAUCAGGAUUUAGUUGAUGGAUUAACAAGAAAAAACUUUGAUAUACUCUGAGAUUAAAAUGGUAAAUUUACGAGAUAAAAACGCUUUUUAUAAUAUGUUGAUCCAGGGAAAAAAUCCUAAAAAUUUCUGGCAAAUUUAUGACUUAAGUCUCAGACAAUUUCAUUUUUUUUUUAUGUACAUUUUUUGAUUAUUUCUUCUCAUAAAUUUGUGUUUUUUGCCACUUUAAUCUCAGAAAAUAUAUUUUUUUCCCUGUAAAUUUAGUUUUUUUUUUUAAUAUUACCCCCUUUUUUUACCUGCAAUGAUGGUAAUACUCCAUCGUGGUUUGCUCCUGGAGGUAAGAAGGAAAAUGUUUUUGUAAUUUUGGGUGAACAGACUCCGAGUAGAAACUCUGCUGCACUGAAGGCUUUUUCAUUUUAAGAGAACUUGACAGCAGAGGUUUAAAUAAUCUGUGUCAUUAUGUAACAUGUGCUUUGUGCUGCACUGACGUUUCACAGCUUCAGUGGCUUUUCUUUACGAAUUUAUUACUUUUCACCUCAAUACUCUCAGCAAACACACGUCAAAGGCUGCUGGGAAAUAAAUGGUGGAAGUUGAGCAGUUUUGAAAAACCUUUUCCUGACUUUGUGUGAAGUCGGCCUUUUUUCUUCUUCAUGUUAUUAUUUAGAAGGUCAGUAAAUCUUUGGAUCAAAUAAAUGACAUUAUUGUACACUUCUGUAGUCACUAGUUUAUGUUGUAAAUAUCUCACAGUAAAUCAGAAGUGGAGCUUUGCUGUUCACGUGCCUGAGCGUGCACGGCUUUAUGGACCGAAGGAGGACAGACGCUCUUAUUUGCACCAAGACGUGUCGAAUCAAACUUAAAUAAAAUCCCCUUUACAUGUUCUCUCACCGUUUACUAACUUCUUCACUUCUUUGUGCUUCUUGUGUAAAAAGUUGCUUUAUUUUUUAUUUUGAAUGUUCCCAGAAUGCACUGUGCAUUAUUUCAUGUGUAUAUUUCCUUAUUUAAGUAAAUAAAUAAAAUGUUUUACGUUCCGUAAAUGACCACAUUCUCAUUUAUUCUGUCUCCUUAAAAUGUGGAAUUUAGAUUUGAACAAAAAUGGGGUUUCUUUGGUCAGUUUGCCUUAAAGGAACAGUGUGUAGAAAUGGAAUAUAAUAUUUAUAAGUAUUUUUUUUUUUAUUUUGUGAAUAAUCACCUGAAAAUAAGAACUGUUGUGUUUAUUUCUACAUAUGGAGCAGAAUGUUUUUGUGGAAAAAACCUUGUGUGUUGUUCUCCUUUUUGAGUGUAUAUUGAGCUGAAAUAAUACAAGCAAUAAAGUUUUA
This is a messenger RNA of Anoplopoma fimbria (sablefish), 6724 nucleotides long. It is a transcript of the gene trim37, whose product is annotated as tripartite motif containing 37. The record is from RefSeq and is a predicted model, not a curated record. Gene Ontology annotation, cellular component: peroxisome; aggresome. The transcript is spliced from 25 exons. Gene Ontology annotation, biological process: protein autoubiquitination; negative regulation of centriole replication. Lineage: Eukaryota; Metazoa; Chordata; Actinopteri; Perciformes; Anoplopomatidae. Gene Ontology annotation, molecular function: tumor necrosis factor receptor binding; ubiquitin protein ligase binding; ubiquitin protein ligase activity. The coding region runs from base 258 to 3125 and encodes 955 amino acids.